AUGGAGCCAGAUGCACUUCUUCACACCCCAUCGCAGCCCUAUCCAACUCUCGUCGCAGAGGUUGGAUGGAGCGGCUCAUACGACGACCUCCUGGAUGACAUGAAUCACUUGCUGAUUGGUAGCGACGGCGCGAUCAAAAUCGGCAUGCUUGUUAAGUGGACAAAGCAUGCAAACAACUCGGUCAGCGGUGUCCUCGAACUUUACAAAAACGAUCGACAGGAAACCCCAAGACGUAUACAGACUGAGAUCAUCUUCCCCAUGCCUAAUGGUGACCCGCCUCAGCAACUUGAUAUUCGACGUUCCGAUCUAUACCCCGUUCAGUCUCCUCGCAAUCCAGACGAGAACUUUCCGCUCGUGGUAAGUCGCUUACGCUAUCAUGCCCGAAUCAGCUUGGAAAAAGAGGGAUACGUGCCUGCCUAG
Penicillium oxalicum is the source of this 420-nucleotide messenger RNA. RefSeq lists its product as uncharacterized. The record is from RefSeq and is a predicted model, not a curated record. The transcript has a single exon. NCBI's taxonomy places the organism in Eukaryota, Fungi, Ascomycota, Eurotiomycetes, Eurotiales, Aspergillaceae. Bases 1 to 420 code for a protein of 139 amino acids.